GAACGAUGUGUCGUUCCUCGCGCAGACGCAGUCGGAAUUCACCUCUUGGAUGGUUUCAGUUCAGUCUUGUUUCUGUAUCGUCAAAAUUUCGUGUGCUAUUUCGCAAUAAAAUUAUUUCCUAAGUUUAUAAACUGUGCUCUAUUGAAAUAUAAACUCAAAAACACUUUGGAUUAAUACACUCUGAAAAUGCAGGACUACACUAGCCCGGAUGUUGGGUGAAUGUUUUGUUUUUUUCUACAUCGUCCCUCGUCAGCGACGAUUCAAUCGCGGUGUGUUUGUGUUUAGUCCCAGAAUGGGUCGGAACCGCUGCGCUGAAUCGGUGCUUUGAAAUGAUGUUUUCGAGGAGUGCUGGGCCUAUUUUAGGCCCAGCCAAUGAAGUUUUAUUUAGGUAUUUUGACUUGAAAUGAAUAUAUCGCCCAAUGUUAAUUUGGAAAGGAUUGAAGAGGCUGACCUCAAACUACAAUUUCAACUCAACAAGUGCCUUAAUGAAAAACGCCGUAGGGAGUCUGCCAAUGACUACCUAGAAGAGCUAGCAGGCUUCUUUUCUGCUAGCGCAUCUGACAUGUGCUCCCUCUCCAUCAACAGCAGUAAUAAGUGUGCCAUAUUACAGGAAACAGUCAGCCAACUCCGUCAAAUUAAAUUAGAAGAGUGCGGUUCAAGUGAUGACCUUCAAAAAAGUGAAGUAUCUUCUAGCAAUCCUAAUAUUUUCGGCACUGAUCUUUUAGCUCCAGUGUAUCAGUCAAUGCUACAUGUAAGAAUUCAUUUUGAAAAUUUGAUUGACAAGAGUAUUUAUAAUAUUAUUCACGUUGGAGAUCACGCUCGCUUUAGUAGCAACUUGUUGCCUAUGUCUAUAGGUAACGGUUUCGGUUGGUCUGAACCAAAUGAAUCGGUCAGUAAAAGCCGAUCUUUCAACUGUCGCUUUUUGAUUAAACCUCCUGAGGAUCAGGAGGAGACUAUGGAAGAAAAGCAAACUCGGGUUUCACAGUAUGAAAAUAUGCAGAUUUCAGCAGUACUUUUACCUUACUCUGGAGAAAAGACAGAGACAGAUGACUUGGAAGCAGAUAUUCAAAAUCGUUUAGUUUGUGUUGCUAGGAGAUUACCACCAAACGAAAAAAGCAAUCUUCCCGCAACCGAACAGUUUCUCACCCGUCUUGAUCUUAGGGGAAAGAUAAUAUCCAUUGAUACAAGUGGUGUUUCUGCAACCUACAGUCAAUAUUUAAACAAAGAUCUUGUUGGGUGUAGUAUUCAAGAACUCUGUCAUCCGGAUGAUUUUCAGAAACUUGGUCAACAUUUGAAAGAAACCCUCCAGCAAGGCAGCAACACCAGUGGCAUCUAUAGACUUCGACUAGCUCACGAAAAAUUUGUUUUUGUUCAAACAAAAAGCAAGCGUGUGAAUUUCAACCACAUGGCUAGCAGUGAACAAGAAAUUAUAAUAGCUACACAUACAAUUUUAAGGGAUAGUGAUCAUUGCUUAGAAAAUGCAGUAGCACCCCUAAGAAAUAAUCCUUCUCCUGUUAGUGCUCCUUCAUUAGGUAGCACUAUGAAUGGAAACUCUUAUUCAUUUUCCUCAAUGAGUCCUCAAGAUUUUAAUUUUAAUGACAUUGGGAUGGAAUUUUUACCAUCCUCUAGCUGGGAUUUAGGAGCUGGAGAUGCACAGGAUUUGGAUGUUCCAAGUUUACCCAAUACCCUCGGUGCUCCUUCCACUCCCGUGAGCAACAGUAGCAGCAUCAGCUCUGGUGCUCAGCAACAACGGACUCAACACCCCUCUGGCAGUGCCUUCAGUCCAGAGCUUGUCUCCGGUCGGGGAUCCCCAGCGAUGCAGUCACCAGCUCAGCUGAGCACAACAGGAAGUCCAGCCCCUGGCCGAGUGACUCCUUUUUCGAAUAACUUUGCCUACAGUCCUGUGUCAUCACAAACUCUUAGUAGGACUUCCUCGCCAGCCCCAAACCUCAUAAAACGGGAAGAGCAGCAUUCUGCUGCGAGCAGUAAUGCUGAACUCUCAAACCUUAGCCCCAUAGGUGGCUUGAUUAGUGAUAGUCAAAACUGUAACAAUGCUACUCAAAAACUUCGCAACCUCCUCACUCAUGGUAUGGAGGAGGCUGAUUCCUCUGUUCCUAAAAACAUUUCCUCCGAUAAAAUGGAGGAAGUGGUUAACACUGAAAAUGGAUUUCCAUCCAGAAAUCAAACGGAUGGUAUGACUUUGCAUAAUGAAAAUAUUAUACUACGCGAACUUCUCAACCAAGAAGAUGAGGAUAUUGUAGAUGAAGCCGCUAAAAAUUCCUCUUGUGAUUCUAAUUUAAAUAUUUCUCCCGAACUGGGUUCAAAUGAUCCUCUGCAAAAAAGGACUAUGAAUAACAACAACAUGUUGAGAAAGCUUCUUAACAAUGGUGAGGAUAAAAGCUUUAAGAAAAAUCAAGAUGUACUAAUUCAACAACUUCUGAAGACAGAAGGAAAAGUAUCUGGAGAUCUUAAUUUAAGACUCGAUGUCAAGACAGGGUGUCCAUCACCACGAUUAGGAGCUGACUCUAACAUGAAAAGGAAGUCCCCCGAUACACCCAUCGAUGAAUCUGCUGCCAAACGACCAGUCCCUCAAAAUCCUCAUGUAUCUGGAGAUCUUAAUUUAAGACUUGAUGUCAAGACAGGGUGUCCAUCACCACGAUUAGGAGCUGACUCUAACAUGAAAAGGAAGUCCCCCGAUACACCCAUCGAUGAAUCUGCUGCCAAACGACCAGUCCCUCAAAAUCCUCAUGCUCGUCUGGCUGGACAGAAUCCCAUGCUGGCUUCAAUGCUGGCACAAACACCUCGUACAGCACCAUCUGUACCAACUAGCAUUGCUAAUGCAAUUGUGUCACAACUACCACAAGAAAGACUGCCAAAGAAUCUUGAAAAGAAACUGGUCCACACUCCUUAUACAGGAACUUCAAGUGAUACAACCCCAAAUAACCAAUAUAGUUUCAGUCAAGUACAAAUUGGCUCUCGUAGUCUGUUGUCUACUUCAUUGCAGCAAGAGGUUGUUACAGCCGAUUCACGUGGCCAUGUUACCUUAGCACCGCAAACUUCAAACUCUGGUUUUUCGCAGUUGCAAAAUUUCAAUUCGCAAAAUAUAAACCUACAGAUAGGUGGCUACGGCAGCCAGUUUCCCACAACUUCCCAGCAACAGUCUAAUAUCCAAACAGCCAACAUGAUCUUAAACACCAUAGCUGAAGCUAGUAAAGACUCUAAAACAAUAAUUAAUUCAAAUGAUCCAGAUUUAUCCGAUAUUCUUGAUCAGGUUUGGAGCUUAGAACAAGAGAUGAAUUACGAGACCACUACUGACGAACUGGACUUGUAUAAAUUCCUGGAUGACCCACCUCAAAAUAUUCCCACAGCUAGUCCUAAACCAGUUCAAGAUGUUCAGGAAAAAUUAGCCAUUGAUGCCAUACAGAAACAGCUAAUGAGUAUGAGUUAUGAAGGCCACAACCCAAGGAACAAUAACAUUCGGUUCCAGCAACCUAUGGGAUUGACUCCCCAGCAACAGCAACCUUCUGUGGUGAGCACUUUUGCUCAGAUCAACCAGUUCCAGACUGCCCCUCCUGCAUAUACAAUGUCUAAUGCUAGGACACGUGCACCAGGUUUACAUACAGUACAAAACAAUUCCCUAAAUGUUAUGCCAUCGCAGCAAAUGCAACAAAUUCAGAUGAAUAAUCAAAGGCAGACACUGUUGCAGUACAGUGGAUUGAAUUCUGUUAAUGACCUAAAUUCUCCAAUGAGGCAACAACUUGCACAGAAACAAAAACUUUACCUUCAACAACAACAGAAGAGGCUCAUGCUACAGCAACAAAAGCAACAGAUGGCCCUCAGUAACCGACAAAGCAUGGCAGAUAAUAUUCCCAAUAUUCAGUCCCCUGCAUCAGCCCCAUUUACGGACAACAUUAGUGAUUUAAUUAACAAUACAGUUGCUCCAAACGUUACCCUUCAGAGAUCUGCAAGUAUGCCAGAACCUCAACUUUCUCCCAGAUAUACUAGUGUGCAACAAAUUUCCAAUUCCAUUGCACCUCCUGCAAGUCCAUCCCAGCUAUCUCCAGGUCAACGCCAGCAGCCACCAUUUCCUCCUCUGUCACAGACUAGUUACAAUAAUUAUCCACAAUCUCGGUUGUCCCCUCAUGUGCAACCACAAGGUGCUCCAAAUCAAGCUUGGGUGCAGAGAGCGUCACAAAAUCCAGCAAAUCUACAACAACAAAACCCUAUGUUGAAUGCACAGCUUUCUCAGCAGCAACAAGCUUUUGCUAAUUCAACAAGAUUCACGAAUCAGCAACAGCAGCAGCAACCUCGUCAACUUCACAUGCACUCCAUGCCUAGUCCUGGUUCUAGGAAUUCUCCUUAUUCCAAUCCUCCUGAUUCACCAUUCCAUCCACCUUCACCUGGAGUGGCACUUUAUCAACAACAAGCCCCACCCUUAGCUCAGCAACCUUCCCAGCCACCUCAACAGAGACUUCAAAGAGCAGUUUCCAUUCCAAAUCGAGUCAAUUCUCCUCGCAGCCUGCCGGCAGGUUUUUCGGGAGGUGAUCCUAUUCUUUCUCCUCAGCCUUCACCUGGAAAUUAUAAUCCUCCUGUGUCUAAUUAUAAUGCUGCAAUGUCUGUAUCUUCUGCUUCCAAUUACAGUUUGGAUAACUUCUCUUACGAUCAGCAGGUUUAUCCUCAAACUAUGAUGGACAGAAAUCGUAAUAAUAACAGAUCUGAAUAUGUCCGCCAAGAAUUGAGGGCUAAAGUUGGAGCUCGAAAUCAACAGCACCAGGUUCACCAACAAUUAGUACAACAAAUGCCUCAACAACAAGGAUCUCAGUCAACAAAUCAGUCCCUUAGUCAAGCUGAUUUUGAUGCUCUUGGAUUUUCCCUUGACCUUGAUGGGCAACCAACCUCACCUGCUCUUUAUUCCCAAUCUCUUCUUAAUGCUGGAGGAGUAAAUGAAAGUCAACCUCAAACUGGUAGUCCUAGGUUUCAACUUGAUGAACAGAGGCCAUCUGAGCCCAAAAAAUCACUGCUACAACAAUUGCUGUCAGAGCCUCCUUGAACCGUUUUCCACUCUCCUGAGUUUCAUUAACUAAUCCAGGAGAGAAUGUUUCUUUUUUUUUAUUUUCUUUAAUUUAAUUCUACGACUUGUUUAUAAACUGUAAAAUAUCCUGCUGUGCUUCAACUCAUGGCAGUUUUGCAAACUUAUUUUUUGCCCUGAGCAAAAACUAUAGUGAAAAAGAAAAAAAAUCUUUUUUGAGUUUUUUUUCUUUCUUUCUUUUCAGAGCUAAGCACUAAUUUUCCUUAAAAACUUUUUAAUCUAUUAAAGGAACUUUAAAAAGGAAAUCCUGCUUUGUACUAACUGAAACUACUUGUAAAUAUGAAAGGGAAAAAAGCUGUAUAAGUUGUAAUAUGCACCUUUGUAAACUUCAGAAGAAUUUCUUUUCUCAGAUCAUUCACGACAUAUUUUUCUUUAUUUAUCUGUGUGACAUAAUCUGACUUCAAAACAUGUCACCUUCGAGUGAAUGUUAAAAGUCCCUCAAAAUCAUCUGUUUACAAGCUAUUUUGUGCUAAUGGACUUGCCUAGAUUUGUACAGCAAAUUAAAAUGUGUUUGUAUGCAUGUAUUUAAAUGUAAAUAUAUAUAUAUAAAUAUAUAUACACAUAUAUAAAUAUAGAAUUAUUGUAUUUCAUAGUUCAUUAUGAACCUGGCUUGUUCGAAACAAAGAUGCAUAUUUGUAUGUAUGAUUUGUUUUAGUGUGAUUUUGACCUGAGUUCAGAAUGAGACGAAAGAAUUUUAUUGAAAGCGAAAUAUAUUGUGAUCUAGUUUAUAUCUGUCGUUUUGUAUAAAAAAAAAUUGCGAAAAAAGUGUUUUAGCAAAAAAUUUAUUUUAAAAGAAAUGUAGUUAAUGCAUAGAAUGUUACCCAUAUUAACAUACAAACAACUAAUAAAGUUAUACCAAAUUUUGCUUAUAUAGAGUUGUUAAAUAAGAAAUUUUUUUAACAUAUUUUUGUAUCAAAAUAGUUUCCUUUGGGCUUACCUAUUAUUGCUGUGAUUUUUUUUUUAAAAAUAUGAAUUGUUCUGUGACAAAAUGUAUUUAAUUGAAAUCGGUAUUAGCCUUACAUUCCAUUGUAUAUUUGGUUCGAAAAUUCUAUAGAAACAUGGAACUAAAAUAACACAUGAGGAUUGAGCUAUUAUUUUAAUUAUUAAUUCCAUAUAAUUUAUUGAAUGUACAAAAUGCAACGUGUAACCUAUAUGAAAUAUGAUCUACAGGUAAAGUAAACAUUAUUUGAUUUUUAUGUACUUUUAAAACAGCACACUGCUUCCAGUUAAAAACAAUUUAUAAUUAUUUGAAGUAAGCAAUUCCAGAUAAUUAAAAGUGGGUUUGCAAAAUAUACCAUAUUGUUAAAAUAUUCUAUAUUAUUGGUAAACCAUAUUCAUAGCUGCCAACUCUACUGAAUUUUCAAGUAGACUACUGGAUUUUGCCAGUUUCUCCUGGUCUAUUGGUUUUUGUACAUUUUAGAAAAUUCCCUAAAAUUUAGUAUGUUUCCCUAAAUUUGAGUAAGCUUGCUUGAAUAGUUAAAUAAGUAUUACUAAUGCUUAAUGAAGUGAGCCUCAUUUAUAAAAAUCAGUUUAAAACUUUCUUUUGUUCUAUAAUGUUCAGAUUACUUUUAUUCAGAACUUUCGAAUUAAUUAAAAAAUCUUUUAACUAUCUUUGAUGAAUUAAAUGUCUAUUACUAUUCAUAAUUAUGAGUAAACAUACAUAACAUUUGAAGUUCAUUUAUUGUCAAUCAUAGCAGGAAAAUAUUGCAGUCUUUUUAUUUUGAUGACCAUAAAAUUCCCUAUGUUUAAAAUAUUUAUUACAUUAUGAAACAAUUCUUAUGAAAUUUAUAUAAUUUUGUAAAAUCUCCUGAAUUUUUUUCUUAUCCAAGUUGGCAGCUAUGCAUAUUGUCAAAAGUUGAUAUACAUCUGUAAUUUAAAAGUGUAUACCAACUUUUAGUAACUUGAGCCUGAGCUAGAAACAUAUAUUUUCAUUUAAUUUCCUAAUUAGCAUUGGUUUUUAGGAUAGUUUAAAGUAAGUUGUUAUUGAUAUUAAAAAUAAUUUUAAAUUAGCUAAUCUAAAAUAAAUUUUUCAAAAAUAUGGAUUAAUUUUUGAACAAAUUUCAGUUUUAACCUGUUACACACGAACCAAAAUUAAUUCAGUUUUCGUUAACUCUCUCAUAACUCCUUCUAUGAUAUUAUUAAUUUUCAUUAUAUGGAAUUACCUUAAAAAAACUUUUUUAUAGAAUUAUUAAUUUUUAUUCUAUCAAAACUAUUGUAUAGAUAACACCAAACCUGUACACAAUUCUAUUUAUAAUUUCAUAUUAUAUCAGUUCCAUGGCUCUUGGAUUUAAUUGUUAGAAAAUAAUUUAUAACCUUAAUAUUGGUAAUCUAAAUGUUCCUAAUAUUAAAAAUAAAACCUACAACAUUUUGAGUUUUCUUCAUUGCACUAUUUUAAUUUAAAAAAUUCUUAAUUGUAACUAGUGGGGAAAAUAGCAAUUUUAAUACAACUAGCUAAAAUAUUUUAAAAUGUUUAACUAGAUUAAACAGGCUGUUCUAAUAGUCUAAUGCCUUGAAUGAUAUCUAAUGGUGCAGAAAAUAACUUUCUUACUGCAAACUAUUUAUAAAGUUUGUAUCUUGAAUUUAUAGUAGUUAAAAAUUGUUGCUUGCUAGUUUAAACUCACCAUAUUUUGGGAUAAUUGUUGCAUUUUUGUUUAUAAAUUUUUUUUUCAUAAUAUUCACUGAGCAAAAUUACUUUCAGGAAAACUUUUUGCAUUAUUUUUGAAGAAUUUUAUUAGUUUUUUUUUAUUUUAGAAAUGAUUUUAUUUUCUAGGAAUUAUAUAUUUACGCUCAUGAACGUAAUCCUAAUUAAUAUUAUUUGAGGUUACAUAAUUAUGACAAUUACUUUAAUCUUGUUACUGUAGCUUUCAUUUAAGCUUUAUUAGUGAAGAUAAAAACCUAUGAUUUUUCCCAAAGAAAAUGGCAGAUAAAAAUUACUUAAUUAUUACUUCAUGUGCUGUGAUGAUUUUAUACAUCUGAAUGAAUUAUAUAUUGCUGAAAUUAGAUUAUAUUUUAUUUUGUAGGUGUUUGAAUUCGGUUUUGUUGAAAAAAUUUCAUAUUUAUUUUUUAGUGUGAUAUCGAAUUUAUUUUUUCUGGUCAUAACUUCAAAUAAAGUGAUAUGACAAAAAAAGAAGAAAAAAAACAAAUGAUUAUUUAAUACUGUGUUAUUAUUAAUCUACAUACCAAAUGAAUAAGAAUUCUUCAGAUCAAGCUGAGUUGCAAAUAUUUGUCGAUUAUUUUUGUAUGGGGUAAUUUUUUUUAUUUCUUAUAGAGUGAGAUAAGAAUUAUUUAAUUCUUAGAAAGCAAAAAUAAUACUUUUAUGUUUAAUCAUACUUAAAAUACAAAAAAAAAUCUUAUUUAUAAAUAUAAUACCUAACAUUUUAUGUGAAACUGUGUUAUCUGAUUCUUUUAAUUUUAACGCUGAUAAUUAAAAACACUUGUGUCAAUGGUAACUAGAUUGGUGAAAUUUAAGUUAAGUCAACAUUUUAGCUUUUAUUUUGCUGUGUAGUAUUUCUUUCAAAGGGCAUUCUAUAAAUUUUUGCUCACAUAUUUUAUUUGUACCAUGUAUUUUGCGAACCACAUUUUGAUUUCCCAUUUACAUUUUAAACUUAAGAUAACAGCUUUGAACGGAACUAUUAAAUGGCUUUAUUUAUUGUUUCUUCAAAUAUAUUUUUAUUUUUAAUUAGUUAUGAUAUAAAAGACUUCCUACCUAGAUAUGGAGAGCAUGAGGAUUGCAAUGGAAUAGAAUAAAUUUUAAUCUUUUUUAUUGCUAAACAUCAUAUUUUAACAGAAUAUGUUAAAAGCUAAAUCUAUAUAUUUUUUUAAUUUGGUAAUUGCUAAGUUUUUUAGUCAAAAUUAUUUGAUCAAUUCAGACUGAUCUUUUAUCUGGGCAAAGUUUUAUGAAGUUUUUUCUGUGAAUCUUCAUUAAAGAACAUGUAGGAAAACAGUUUUUUGUGCAGGAAAAUAUUUUUUUACUGUAAAUAUGCUAAAUGAGGAUUAAAUUUUAAACAAAAAUUAUAGAAUGUCCUUUGUGUAUUUAAAAAGAUUGAAGAUUAUGAAAUCAUGUACAUUGCUCUUUUCUGAAAUGAUUUUUAUGGAUAUGAAAUAUUAUUUUGUAAAAAGGUGUUAAAAUAAUUUCUAGAAGUACUACUACUAAUAUUGUAACUUUGGACCACAUUUUUUUAAAUGCUAAUCUUAUUUUUCAAUUGUAUUUGUAAAUAAUAAAUUCCUCAAGUUGCACUUGUUAAAAUCAAUAGUUCACUUCCAAUUUUCCUAUGUGUAAUAUAAAUUAUGUUUUAAUUGAAUAUAUCUGCUACUUACAUUAGACAUAUAUGCACAUGUAAAUCAUGCAUUUUAAAGUUAAUGCUCAAUAUUUUAUUGUUCAGAAAUAUAUUUAUUUAAGUUAUAUUUUAAAUAAUCCAUUUCCUAACUAUUGCAAUUUUUAAAAUAAAUUUGAUUUUUUGUAAAAUUACUAACUUUUGUAAGCUUAAAUAGUUAUAUUCAAAUAUUUCAAAUUAUUUAAACUAAUAUCUCAUUUAAACAUUGAUUAAAAAUGAGUAGAACUUAUAUGCAUAUUUUACUGUGCUAUUAUGCUCUAGUUUAGUUGAUAAUGUAAUUUUUUUAAAGAAUAAUUAUAAACAAUUGGUAUAAAAAAGUUCCUGCAUUAGAUUGAAAAUUUGUUAAAAAUCAUUUGUGUUAAUAAUUUUUAAACUGUUAAAAACAGAUAUAAAAUUGUUAAAAUUAAGCAUUCUGAACUCAUCCUGUAUUCAUAUGUUGUAAUUAACAUGUCAUUCAUUGAAUUGUUUUAACAGAAUUUCAACUAUCAUAUCUGUUUAUUAAAUGCAGUGAUUUUGCUUAACUUAAAAUGAUUUGUCGUUGUCAUAUGAUCUCUUGGUUAUAUUGUAAUAUAAAAUAUAUUGUUAGAAAAAUAUUGACCUCAAUUCCUGAAAAAUUUGUUAAAUUUUCUAUGAAGUUGGAACUAUUUCUCUCCCUGCUUAAAUGCUAUAAAUUUAUUUUCCAUGUUGCGCCAGCAAUUACUUUUAUCUGUUAAACUGCGCAUACUUUACUAAGCAAUGAUACUUUUAUAACAAAUAAUAGUAUAUAGAUUUCAGCAUAGAUGGUGCCUCUUAGUGAUUGUUUUGAAGGAACGUUUUGGAGGGUAUUAAAAAAACUAAUUGUAAUACAAAUAAUGUCCAAUAACGUGAUAUAUUCAUGGUCCAAAGAAAACUAGAUUAUUUAAUUGCCAAAUAACAAACUUAGCUAACCAUCGCAUUUCUAUACCAGAAUUAUUUAUGCAUGUUUGCAGGAAAUUUCUGAAAAAAAAUAUUUUUAUAAUAGAACUUCUUAAGUCAAUAUAAAGCUCUGGUUUUUAGCAUGAAGUGGCUGCGACUUGAGGUUUUUUAUUUUCAUUGAAAAAGGAAUGGUGGUAUUCUUUAUCUGACUGAUGUUCUUCCUUUCUUGUCAAUUCAGUCUAUCUUACUGCUAAAAAUUUAUUUAAAUUUAUUACUCCAAUUAUUAUAUUUAUAUUGAAUUCUUAAAAUUUAAGCAAAAUUCUAUUUUGUAAAACAUUUCUGCUUCCAAGUAUCGAAACAAUUUUGUUAAUGCAUAAAGAGUAUCAUACAGACAGAAUUAAGACUCAAAUUAGUUUUUGUUCAUUAAAUAGAAUAGAAACAUUUUUAUUGAAAAGUAACCCCCAAUUGACGGAAUUCGGACACUAAUUUGUUUCAGUUGAAAAAGUAAUACCAAAUUGACAGAAUUCAGACACAAAUUUGUUUCAGUUGAAAAAGUAACACCAAAUUGACAGAAUUCGGACACAAAUUUGUUUCACUUGAAAAAGUAAUACCAAAUUGACAAAAUUCGGAUGCAAAUUUGUUUCAGUUGAAGUAAUACCAAAUUGACAGAAUUCGGACACUAAUUUGUUUGAAAAAGUAAUACCAAAUUGACAGAAAUAUGGACACAAAUUUGUUUCAGUUGAAAAAGUAAUACCAAAUUGACAGAAUUCGGACACUGAUUUUUUUUUUUUUUUUAAAUCAUUAUCAUCAAAUCAAGAGAAUUAAUACUCAAAUUUGUUUUCGUUAAAUGGUAAAUAGCAAAACUAUUUUAUUAUUGGCAAGAAAGAAAGUUGCAUCAGACGGAAAGUAUUGAAUGAAUUUACAGGAGAUGAAAAAUCCCAUUACAUCCCGUGAUACAGUUAGGGAAUUUAAUGUUAUACUACGGUGAUAAUUUUAUAGCGUUAUUAAAGUGAUGUACUACUGUAAUAGUUUUUAGUUUGAUUGAAGAUAUUUGAGAGAGUAUAUAUUUAUAUUUUAGUACAUACAUACUUAUAGAGUUAGAAAUUGAAAAAAAAUUAAAGUUGAAGUGAAAUUAGCGAGGUGCCUUGUUAAAAGAAGCUUCACUUUGUAGAGGUAAAAUUUUAUAAAGCCACACUUGGUUUUUGUUGUGAGAGAAGUUUUAAUUUAUGAGAUUGUGUGUGAGUGGGUAAAAUUUACUAAAUGACUUAAAAAUUGUUUAGCAAUCUUCCAAGUUUAUUAAAGUUAUUACAGCCAUUCAAGCAGUUUUAAUCGCAUAAAAUAUUCAACAUAAAAAAUAACUACUUUAUGCAAAGUGAGAUAAUGUUAUACCUGUUCACUGAUGUUACAUUUGAGAACAGGUCAGAUCUACAAAAGCAGAAUUCCUACAGUGGUUGGCUUUUUUGUUUGUCGAAGUUAUUUUUUUUUUAAAAAUUUGCUUUUAAAUCUUAUUAUAUUGAAGUAACACUUGAUUAUAACACCUGAGACUGUUAAAAUAAAUAAAUAUUCAAAUUUUAAGUCAUUUAGUAAAAUACCUUAUGUGAUUAGUAUAAAUAAUAUAUGCAAAACCCAUUUAGUUUUCAAUUUUUAUCUAUUCUAAUUGUAUGAGAAUAUUUUUGUAAUUUAUUUUACCACAGGGCACUCUUACAUAGCAGAGUUGGCUAUUAUUGUUUUAUAAAAAAAAGAAAUGAAAGAAACUGUUUUUCUUUUCCGAAUAUCAUGCUUUCUGUUUUUCACUCAUUACCAUCUCUGUACAGCAUUGUUUAUUGCAACAAUAAAAAAAAGGAGUAUAUUGCACCACGUUAGGAGAUGCACAAAAGUUUUGAUUGUUAUUAUCAAAAAUAACGAGAAAAGUUUUGUCCUUGCACAUUUCUGUAUAAUUUUAGAUCUGGUUCUUAUUUUAUUUCUCCCGCCGCCUGUCCUCUAAAUUAUUGAAGAAUGUGUGUGUGUGCCUGUUGAUCCCCUUUUUGUGUCAGUGCCUGUGUGAGUGAUCGAAACUACCCAAUUGUUUGUUCUUCCUGACAAAAUAAAAUUGGAACUUCAGCUCUUGUUUCCUUGUUGAAGGAUAAAUUUAUUUGAACAUACAGAUUUUAUCAUCGAAACAACUGCUUUUUGUAUAGUUUGAAUUCAUUAUUUCAUUUUAAUAUUAUUCUCAGAAUAACUGUGAAUUAAUAAAAUGGGUUUAUAUACUGUU
Messenger RNA from Parasteatoda tepidariorum (common house spider), 12568 nucleotides. Lineage: Eukaryota; Metazoa; Arthropoda; Arachnida; Araneae; Theridiidae. The record is from RefSeq and is a predicted model, not a curated record.